Molecule: messenger RNA, 1476 nt
Organism: Cucumis melo (muskmelon)
Lineage: Eukaryota; Viridiplantae; Streptophyta; Magnoliopsida; Cucurbitales; Cucurbitaceae
Product: calcineurin B-like protein 10
Exons: 9
Coding region: 284-1021 (245 amino acids)
Biological process (GO): calcium-mediated signaling
Molecular function (GO): kinase binding; calcium ion binding
Source: RefSeq, a predicted model, not a curated record
GGUAACCAGUUUUUCCGGUGGGUCAUUCGAAUUCAUUUUCGCAUCGCAUCUUAUCUAUGGGGACGGACCCACAAGUCCAGAUGAUGAAAAUCGUCCUUGCACAUUUAAUAUAGAAGUGGAAAAUCCAUGUCCAGAUUGAUCCCCUUACCUAUAAUGAGACGUAAUUCGAGAAUGAUGGGAAAAGUUACGGUUCGAUCUCUGUUUUCAGAAGGCGGACAUGGAGGAAGGAAGUGAUGGUGUAUAAGAAUUUGUAGCUUGUUUUGAAGAUUGAGUACCGACGGUCAUGGAUUUAUCGAGCUCGAGUUUUUUCACGGUGAGUGAACGGAUCUGUGCCGCAUGUAUACCACUAAUUGCGGUUGUAGAGGCCUUGAUUCUGGCGAUGACCAGGUGCUUCGAUUGUUCCCCUGAGAGUCAGAAGCGUCUUCGCUGCUACGAUAAUCUUUCCCUACUUGCUAGUGAAACUAGAUUUUCUGUCAAUGAAGUGGAAGCGUUGUAUGAGCUUUUCAAGAAGUUGAGUAGUUCGAUCAUUGAUGAUGGAUUGAUUCACAAGGAGGAGCUUCAGUUGGCACUUCUUAGAAGUCCAUAUGGCGAGAACCUCUUUCUGGACCGGGUUUUUGAUCUAUUUGAUGAAAAGAGAAAUGGAGUGAUUGAGUUUGAUGAAUUUGUUCAUGCUCUUAGCAUCUUCCAUCCCCAUGCACCUAUGGAGGAGAAAAGUGAUUUUGUGUUUAAGCUGUAUGAUUUGAGGCAAACUGGGUUCAUCGAACGUGAAGAAGUUAAGCAAAUGGUUAUUGCAAUCUUAAUGGAAUCUGACAUGAGGUUAUCCGAUGAACUUCUCGAAGCGAUUCUUGACAAGACAUUUGCUGAUGCUGAUACCGAUAUGGAUGGAAGAAUCAGCAAGGAAGAAUGGAAGGUUUUUGUGAGUAAACAUCCAUCUCUCUUGAAAAAUAUGACUCUUCCUUAUCUAAAAGACAUAACGACAGUGUUUCCUAGUUUCAUUUUCAACACUGAGGUCGAAGAUUAGAAAUUUCAUCAAGUUGAUUUCAUGGGAGCCCACUUUUGCAAAUAAUGAAUGGAAAUCGGUUGAAUUGGCUUUAUGAGAAGGUACAAAUUGUGGCUGGCCUAUGUCGAUUAGAAAUGAGGAAGCAUGCAUUCUUCGAGUUGAAGACCGAUCAAAUUGGAGUUAUUGCUCGGGCUGAAACACUUUGGCCAUUCCAUCUAUUCAUGAUCCAAAUUAUUGGAAGACUGUAUUGUAAUUUGUACAGUAGUUAGUCCCAUUUUCCUGGCUUUGUCAAUUUGUUCUAGCCAGCGCUCGACCACUUUUAUUCUUUUUGUAUUGGGGGGGGGGGGGGUAAUUUUCUAGAACAGGACCAUCAAGCUGAAAUUACUUAUCAAGCUUCGGUUCUGCACUUUUAAUGUAUUUCUGACUUCAACUUUGACUUCAUGGUUUUAACAAACGGUCUUCUAAGACCUUAUUUA